Molecule: messenger RNA, 2495 nt
Organism: Aedes aegypti (yellow fever mosquito)
Lineage: Eukaryota; Metazoa; Arthropoda; Insecta; Diptera; Culicidae
Gene: nAChRalpha2
Product: acetylcholine receptor subunit alpha-like 2
Exons: 9
Coding region: 422-2161 (579 amino acids)
Biological process (GO): signal transduction; chemical synaptic transmission; monoatomic ion transmembrane transport
Cellular component (GO): synapse; postsynaptic membrane; neuron projection
Molecular function (GO): acetylcholine-gated monoatomic cation-selective channel activity; transmembrane signaling receptor activity
Source: RefSeq, a predicted model, not a curated record
UUGUCAAGAGCAAAGCGUAGCUCCAUGUAGUCCAACGAAAGAGCUAUCCCGAACGAAAUUUCUGCUACAUAUUACGUAGGGAGUUUUUUCCUUACACCAGAAUGGCAGCGCCUCUGCCGGUGUAUUACGAAACCACUAACAACUAGUAGUAAGCAGCGAGGCUGUCGGAAGAGUGUCGUAAAUUUUCGUUAGAUUCAUUAUUUUCAGAAAGAAAUUCGUGUUAGAACUCAAUCGUGGAUGUCAGUGAUGAAAUUCCAAUUAAAUGUGACCAGAAGCACAGCGUUACCCAAAACAUACAAAUAGGGAAGAGGUCAUUCACUCAGAAGCAUAUGAAUAUCCAUGCAAAAAAUCGACGUGACAAUUGAUGACAGCCCGGGUUGUUAUGAGAAUGAUGUUGUGAGAAGUGACAGAUUCAUGCCAGAUGAAAAAAUACAAUUUAUACUCGUGCUUAAUCAAACCAGCGAAAAUGAUAAGACUAAACUUCUUCUUACGAGUGCUUGUAGCAUGUUUUCUCCUUGGAACGUUAAUUGACCUCUGUGAGGCAAACCCCGAUGCAAAACGGCUGUACGAUGAUCUACUCAGCAACUACAAUCGGCUGAUACGACCCGUCAGCAACAACACAGAUACUGUGCUAGUGAAAUUAGGAUUACGGCUAUCUCAGCUGAUAGACUUGAAUCUUAAAGAUCAGAUAUUAACGACGAAUAUUUGGCUAGAACAUGAGUGGCAGGAUCAUAAAUUUAAAUGGGAUCCAGCAGAGUACGGCGGUGUGACGGAGCUGUACGUGCCAUCGGAACACAUCUGGCUGCCGGAUAUCGUCCUUUACAACAACGCUGAUGGAGAAUACGUUGUGACAACCUUGACCAAGGCAAUACUGCACUACACCGGAAAAGUGAUCUGGACCCCGCCAGCCAUUUUUAAGUCAUCGUGUGAAAUCGAUGUCAGAUAUUUCCCAUUUGACCAGCAGACAUGCUUCAUGAAGUUCGGUUCCUGGACGUACGACGGAAAUCAGAUCGAUCUGAAGCAUAAAAAUCAACUCAACAACUCCGACAAUAUGGUAAAGAUUGGAAUCGACUUACGUGAGUACUACCCAAGCGUGGAGUGGGACAUCCUAGGGGUACCAGCGGAACGUCACGAGAAGUACUACCCUUGCUGUGCCGAGCCAUAUCCCGAUAUUUUCUUCAACAUCACAUUAAGACGAAAAACAUUAUUCUACACAGUCAAUUUGAUAAUACCGUGUGUCGGCAUCUCGUACCUCUCGGUGUUGGUAUUCUAUUUGCCGGCUGAUUCGGGCGAAAAAAUUGCAUUGUGCAUCAGCAUUCUCCUGUCGCAGACCAUGUUCUUCCUUCUGAUAUCGGAAAUCAUACCUUCUACCUCUCUGGCACUGCCCUUGCUUGGCAAGUACCUCCUGUUCACUAUGAUACUCGUAGGAUUCAGUGUCGUGAUCACCAUUAUUAUACUGAACAUUCACUAUCGCAAGCCAAGCACACAUAAGAUGGCACCGUGGGUCAGGAAGUUCUUUAUACUCCGGCUGCCAAAAUUGCUCCUGAUGCGGGUGCCGAACGAUUUGCUUAAGGAGUUGGCAGCAAAUAAAAUAAACUAUGGAAUCAAAAUCAGCAAAAGUAAAUUCGGUGCAGCGCUGGCUGCCCAUUCACAAAUGCAGCAAAACUCAGGUGGUUCCAGCCCAGAUUCAAUCAGGCACAUGCAAGGCCGGCCGGGAGGGUGCAAUGGCCUACACUCGACGACAGCCACGAAUAGAUUCAGCGGACUGGUUGGAGCACUAGGAGGGGGACUCAGUAGUUUGGGAGGCUAUAACGGGCUUCCGUCGGUAAUGUCUGGCUUGGACGAAUCACUGAGCGAUGUGGCGCCGAGGAAGAAAUACCCGUUUGAACUGGAGAAGGCCAUUCAUAACGUAAUGUUUAUACAGCAUCACAUGCAACGCCAGGAUGAGUUUAAUGCGGAGGAUCAAGAUUGGGGAUUUGUGGCGAUGGUAUUGGAUCGUUUAUUUUUAUGGUUAUUUACAAUAGCGUCAUUAUUCGGCACAUUUGCAAUCCUCUGUGAAGCACCCUCGCUGUACGACGAUACCAAACCCAUAGACAUCGAGUACUCUAUUAUUGCUCAGAAACUGUUCAACCUCACCGUUAAGGAUCCACGACAUGCAUAAGGAGGUGGAUUUUCUCUCCUCACAAAGUUCUUUGAACGUUAAAUUUAAAGUCAGCGAUAAAGCAUGUUGUUGUAUGAAUAGGCGUCGGAAAUAGAGGCACCCCGUAACAGAGUUAUUGUACGUAAUCGUAACCGAAUAGAUUCGAGGAAGCAAUUUUUCAUAAUGUUACUACUCAAUCACCAGAAGAACACAUCAUAUUAAAGCAUGGUUGGUAUCAAGAACUUGAAACUAUAAGGUAAUCUUAACUCAUACACAGUGAAAGUGACUAUCAAUUAAUCAGUGAACAAGUGAAGUUUUUACAAAUUUGAAAUAAAUUCAAUUGUUUUAGCUAGAA